Molecule: messenger RNA, 932 nt
Organism: Tachysurus fulvidraco (yellow catfish)
Lineage: Eukaryota; Metazoa; Chordata; Actinopteri; Siluriformes; Bagridae
Product: cystatin-like
Exons: 3
Coding region: 432-821 (129 amino acids)
Molecular function (GO): cysteine-type endopeptidase inhibitor activity
Source: RefSeq, a predicted model, not a curated record
AAAGAAAGCUGCUCAAGGACUUAAAGGUCUGUUGAACGUGGGUCACAGAGCAGAAUACAUGGCACUGUGAUACGUUUGAUUAAUACAGAGGUCUUGCAACAUGUCCUGCAUCUCACCCAGAACAUUGGUUAUUAAAAAUCAGCAGGUUUGAUAAAGAACUAGGUGUGCGCUUUUAACAGCUGAUAAUAGUGAUAUGAGGAUUUUUUUAAUAUAUAGUGUUCUAUGUGCAGCAUUUAUCCCAUAGAUUAUGAACAUUUAUCAUAUUUAAACAGAUCCUGGUAAACAUUUUGGCCUAAACACAAAAAACCUGAUGCAGUCACACAGUUCUCCAGAAACACUCCUCCCACUACAAACAAUAUUUUCUUAUAAAUAUUCACAGAGUCCCAAGAGAACUGCACUUAUCACAGGGUUAAGCUCAAAGCUUCACAACCAUGUUUGUAAAAUUUGUAGCUACACUCUUGGCUGUCUUCUUAACCGUGGCAAAUGCUGGACUUGUCGGAGCGCCGAUAAAUGCAGACAUAAACAGCCCAGAAGUCCAAAAUGCCCUGUCGUUUGCAGUCGCUCAGUAUAAUUCAGAGAGUGACAGCAUUUACAUCCAAAAAGUUGUUAAAGUGAUUAAGGCCCAGGUGCAGGUUGUUUCUGGUGUGAAAUACAUCUUCACUGUCGAGAUGGCUAAUACUUCCUGCAAGAAAGAGAAACCUGAAGAAACGUGUGCCAUCAAUUCAGACCCAGACUUGGCAAAAUCUCAUGAAUGCAAACUUGCAGUGUGGAGUCAGCCUUGGAUGAUGGACAGCAUGAAGCUUAUUGAGAAUACCUGCUAAGAGAAAUCACAUCCUAUUCUGUGGUCCUAUGGCAAGAGAUUCAUUAACAAUUCUGCCUUAUUCAUCAACCUGUAUUUGGUGAUGCUAAUAAAAGAUUGAGUUGUGAAAUUA